CCAGCGGUCAGGUUUGUUUUAUGAAAAACACACCCCCCAUUCCGGACCAGAAAAUCGCCCUUCUGUAUCAGAAUUUCCAACAUGGGCAUCGAAAGGAAGGGCAUUUCACUAAUAUCAGCUGUCAUAUUUAUUCAUUGUUUUAAUGCUGUAGUAGCUCCUACACCUAUGUCAUACAUCCGCACUAGUGGCAAACGAGAGAAAUCCGUUGGUAUCAGUCGAGUACCUGAAAGAAUUGAAGUGGCAAGUUGUCUUGGAAGAUGUCAGUUAACUCCAUCCUGCGUUUGUGUCAGGGUGUCCACAACUGGAAAUGGAGUUUGCGAAACUUUUACAAAUACCAGUAAUCCGAAUGUCCUGAAGACAACUGGAUUCGUUUAUUAUGCUGCGGCAAUGUACAAAAAAACUCUAGAAACAGACAGCUUAGCUCUGGCGAAACCCUCGUACCAAAGUUCGACGUAUCGAUUAAAGAAUGUGAAGUACACUGCAGAUCGAGCGAACGAUGGCAACAGAAACGUUGAAGGUUUCUUGCAGCCUUAUUUUGCCCAUACCAAAGAUGGUCCAGAUUCCGAGCCUUUUCCUUGGUGGCAGGUAGACUUAGAAGACGAAUACGUGAUAACUGGAAUUUACAUCCUCAACAGAAGGAACUGGGCUUUUCGUCUACAUGACAUUCAGAUCCGUGUGGGCCAUGUCAAACUGGGGAAAAAAUGGGACAAUGAGAUUUUUGAAGAAAAUUCACUCUGUGGAGAACACGUCGGUGGUGGAAUCGGUGAUGCAGUCGUAAGAAAAUUCAUAUGCCUUCCCUGUCCUCUUCAUGGCCGUUAUAUCAGCGUGCAGAUUAUUAAGUUUUGCGAUGACUGUCCUGAAAAUGAUGCUAAUGUUCUUCAACUCGCCGAAGUAGAUGUAUACGGUUUCAAACAUGUGGCAUAGCUUGAAAAUGUACUUCAUUUCUAAUUAUUUAUGUAUAUAUGCUUAUUUUUCUGUGUUUUCAAAAUGAUUUUAGUUUGUUUUAUCUAAGUAGAACAUUUCUCCGAUUUUAAAUGAAAAUAUUUAUUUACAUAAACCUUUGAUUUAUUUUAUUUUAUUUAUAUGACCUUUAUUUGCGUAAACUAUAUUUAUUUGUAACAAUCAAACUGUAUUUAUGUUGAAAUCUGCACUGUCUGUAUAGAAGUGUUAAAAUUGUGAAACCAUAAUAAAAAGUUUCUCACCAUCU
This is a messenger RNA of Stegodyphus dumicola, 1207 nucleotides long. RefSeq lists its product as uncharacterized. Lineage: Eukaryota; Metazoa; Arthropoda; Arachnida; Araneae; Eresidae. The record is from RefSeq and is a predicted model, not a curated record.